Exaiptasia diaphana is the source of this 937-nucleotide messenger RNA. Its product is annotated as EGF-like repeat and discoidin I-like domain-containing protein 3. The transcript has 3 exons. NCBI's taxonomy places the organism in Eukaryota, Metazoa, Cnidaria, Anthozoa, Actiniaria, Aiptasiidae. Bases 5 to 787 code for a protein of 260 amino acids. The record is from RefSeq and is a predicted model, not a curated record.
UCAAAUGGCAGGCAUCAUGAUACCACCUGGUCAAGUGCUUCUAACUAGCGUGACCCAAUCACAUUACGGUAAUGCCCGUAUGAUAAACUGUAUCGAAAAAUGUGGGGACAUCUCUACAUGUCACAGUAUAAAUUGGUACAGAGAUCUGGGCUUGUGUCAGCUGAACAAUGACACUCAUCUGUCUUAUCCUGAGGGUGUUGUCUCAAGCUCAACUGGAAACUACAUGAUUUAUGGAAUUCACCCUAUGAAAACAUGUAGCAACCAGAUAUGUGAAGAACCAAGAGUUUGUUUGAUGGAGGAAGAUGGGCUUCACUUUAAAUGCAAAGAUAAUUGUACUUCAGCAUUGGGAAUGCAAGAUGGCCGCAUUAGAGAUUCUCAGAUUAGCGCAUCUUCAUCGUAUAGAUACGACCACGKACCUCAAAAUGGUCGUUUGCACUCGAGUGUCGGGCAAGGAAUUUGGGCUCCGGCAUCCUUAAGUCUUCCACAAUAUCUUCAGAUCGACAUAGUCAAGUCACAUAUAAUAAGCCUAGUUGCCACACAAGGACGAGAAAACCUUGUUUCUCAGUGGGUGACGAAGUAUUACCUCAUGUUUUCCCAAGAUGCUCUUGAAUGGGAAGCAUACAAAUAUGGAGGUAGUUUGAAGGAAUUCCAAGGCAACGUGGACAGGUCUUCARUUGUAACUCACAAGCUCCCAUCUCCGAUUAAAGCGAGYGGUGUUCGAUUUGUUGUUCUAGAAUUUUAUAGUUAUAUUGCUAUGAGGGUGGAGCUCUAUGGAUGCRUUGCYUGAUAGACUUUAGUAAAUCUUCCAUCGAUCAAGUGGAUAAUAUUUGUCAAGCAAGAAUAAUUUAGUCAUCAAGUUAGACAACUUGAGUGAUGUUCAUAGCACUAGGGAUUGAACUUUGUGUACAAAUUUAUUGAAAGACGAACAAGUAAAAUU